CGUUUGACCCGGAAAAGGAGCGGGAGUUACGAGGUGGUCGCUCGGUCGGAUGCUGGUGCGGUGGCGGCUUCAUCUCCGGGGGAGACUUUCGCUGAACCAGAGCCGGUUGACAGUUUUUCGCUGUGGUUGUCGCUCGGUGUGAUGUGGAGGGUCAGAAAUGCCUUAUGUGGAUCGACAGAAUCGAAUUUGUGGAUUUUUAGACAUUGAAGAAAAUGAAAACAGUGGAAAAUUUCUGCGUCGAUACUUUAUAUUGGACACUCGGGCAGAUAGUUUGCUGUGGUAUAUGGAUAAUCCGCAGAAUCUUCCUUUAGGAGCAUCGUAUGUUGGAGCUCUUAAGCUUACCUACGUUUCUAAGGUCAGUGAUGCAACAAAGCAGCGACCAAAAGCAGAGUACUGUUUUGUCAUUAAUGCAGGAAUGAGAAAAUACUUUCUGCAAGCCAAUGAUCAGCAAGACUUGGUUGAGUGGGUGAAUAUUCUGAACAAAGCCACCAAGAUCACAGUGCCAAAACCAUCAGAUGUUCAACUGAACACAGAUAACCAGAAUUGUCUUGUGGAGGGGCCAUGUGGACGGAAGCCUGGACCAUACAAAACAGAAAUUAUUGGUGGUGUUCCUAUUAUUACACAGACUAAUCAGGAGGGGAUGGAAUUUCUGGAAGGAAUUGACAAAAGUAAUUUGAAACGUUCCCAAAGUCAGCUAACAUAUUUUAUUGGCAAACCUACAUCUGAUCAAGCGGUCAUUAAAAGUGGUUACUGUGUUAAACAAGGAGCAGUGAUGAAAAACUGGAAAAGAAGAUAUUUCAUACUAGAUGAAAAUUCCAUAAGUUAUUACAAAUCUGAUCUGGAUAAGGAGCCACUUCGUAGUAUACCACUUAAAGAAGUUAAUAAGGUUCAAGAAUGUAAACAAAGAGAAAUUUUGUUACGUGACAACUUGUUUGAAAUAGUUACUAAUUUUAGGACAUUUUAUGUUCAGACUGACAGCCCUGAAGAUAUGCACAACUGGAUCAAGGCAAUAUCAGGUGCAAUAGUCGCACAGCGAGGUCCUGGAAGAUCAGCAGCUUCUAUGCGGCAAGCCAGACGGCUGUCGAAUCCUUGUAUACAGAGGUAUACAUCAAGAACUGGUGAAUGCGGCAUGAACCUCUCGACACUUCCACAGCAGAAUCCAGUGCAGUCUCAUCUUCCUCAAAAACACCAGCCAUCUAUAAUCCCCACAUUCUCACCACCAGUAGCCCUGCAGACCACAAUCCCCAACAUAACCAGGAGAAGCGAGGAUUUCACAAGUCUUCUUCCAUGGCUCAGUCAGAGCAGAACAAGAACCAGACUGUCUCUACCAGAAAACCAGCUGCCAAAAUGAAGGAUGAUUCAGUCCCUCAAGGUAAAAAUGGCAUGCAGGACAAUUAUCCUGUUCCUGUGGAUCUGGAUGAUGCCAGCCUUCCUGUCAGUGACAUCUGAAAGUGGAAGUUGAAGGUCUAUGUCACACGUUUUAGAUCUCUGGGAGCUGUAAGGCAGACAGAGAGAUUAUUCUUGUAUUCAAAUCUUUGCUUCUAGAUUUGCCUCUAAUCUAUGUAGUGAAGUGCACCUGCUAAGAUCUCUCUAACAGAUUCCAUGUUCCAAUAUCUAUGGAUACAUUUGGAUCAAUUUGGUGUUCCAUUAUCUGCCUACUUUGUUUGUGCCUAAAGAACAUGAUGGUGUACUGCCUUGGUCCCAAAGAUACUGCACCUUGUCACUAAACAUACAGAUUACUUUUUUAUACAUUUGUGUCAGGAAGGAUUUCCAUUGUGGAAAAUCUUGAACCUGAUUCUUCAGUCUUUAACUUGGGAUCUGUGUUUUUAACUGCACCAAAACCCUUUUAGCUUAAAGUGCCUGACUUUACAUUCUGGAACCAAGUUUUCAAAUGUAUCAAUAUAUGAUCUAUAUUGCACAAUGUUACAUUUUUUUCUUAAAUUAACCUUUUACUGGAGGAAAUAAUGUAAUUUGAUUGGAUGAGUUUAAAUUGAUAGAGUAUAGCUCAUUUUAUAGGUUGCCUGUGCAAUACUUAUUUCACUAAUUGUGAACUGCAAAAGUUACUGGAAGUUUUUGAUGAUGUCACGGGGUGUAAUGUGAACAGUGCUGCAUGGAUUUUUGUUAAAUAUGUUUAAUUAUAUGUGCAGGAUCAAAGAUAUGCAGAUGUCCACCAAAUACUUCUCACCCUAAAAUCCUUUGAAGUGGUAGAGGGUGAAUGUCUUGGACACAAUAUUCAGCUUAACAGAUCUAUGUUCCUAAGUGGAAAUAGUUUCUGUAAAGACUUGAAGAAACAUCUGAUCUGAGCAUUAAUAGUAAUUUGGCAUUGCAUUUAGGUUGAGUUCAUAAAGAUGUUUUUAUGAUGAACAUAUGGUGAUCACUUGAGUUAUGGUACAUCUGUUAAAUCCUAUUUAAUUAAUAUGCACGGAAAUCAAGUUUUCACCCUUAUUAAACUCCUAGUAUUUCUGCAGUUUUUAAUCAUAGGAUAUACUUAACAUAUUUUCCACUGAAGAAUUUGGGAUAAAAUAUUUAUUUCACACAUACUGUAUAGGAGUUGUCAUUAAUAUUCAUUGUUUUGUAUGGAAAAUUAACUAUUUCUUUGGGAGCUGUCUUCUACUGUUACAUCUGUUUCUUCGCAGUUUGUGCCAAAUGUGGGGAGCUAUCUGGAUAGGAAGGAAUUGAUACUGCUGCAUACUGUGUGGAUAGCACAGCUUAUUCCUUUUCAAGAUUCUGCAGUAUCUUGUGUACUACAUUAAUGUUUGCAUCCAAUUUAUGAUUUCAUUUCUGGGAAUGUUGAUGUUUGGAUGCUGUAAGAUGUUUUAUUUCUAAUUUGCUCUUCACUGCUGCCGCUUUCUGCUGCUCAACUGAAAAUGGUAAGCAAGAAGAGUCCUGGAUGCAAAGGCUGAGCUAUCAACAUGGUAUUUCAGCAAUUCACUCUGGGAAUAAAUUGGAAAAUGGUAGCUCCCUGUGGAAAAGCUAACUCAUUACAACUUUUUAAAAAAUAUAUUUGCUGUUCCUGGAGGGUACUUUUCAUGUUACAAAUUUUUGAAGUUAAAGCAUUUGCUGGACUUUAUUCCACAAUCUUACUUCAAUUAAUUGAUUAAUUUGCUGGUGGAUUUUGAUAAACAAAGGUAAUAGUAGCUUGAAUCACUUUAAUGCUACAAUUGACAGAAAAUUAUUUACUGUAGUUUUCAAAGUCCUUACUAGAUUUACAUUGUUUUCUGUACUGUUAUUAAUUUUGGAGGGCCUUUGGAAUGUUAGGAUUUUCCAAAUUCAAGCAGCUAGUUUAAUUAUUUUAACAAUGGUGAUGUGACAUGACUUGAUAAUAUUUACUGUCAUGAUUAAUCUCGUAUACAGCAGCUUAAUUUCAUAUAUUUAUAUCCUGUGAUCUUGCAUGCCAGAGUUUUGUAGUUUGCUUGGUUUAAAUUUAUAUUUGGAAAAGAAUAAAAUACAUUAAUGCAGGGCUUUGAUUUUUAUUAUCAACCAGGCAGUGUAGCUGUGCCUCUAGUCUUAACAUAUUUUGUUAUUGGUUGUCUACAGUUUGUGUUGUAAAUUAAAUAGUUCAAUUGCUAACAACUGUUAUUGUUGAACAGGGUCAUCAAAACAUGUAACAUAGUACAAAUAUCAAAGAUGACCACUUUUUAAACAGAGUGAAAGUGCUCCUGACAUUACCUUUUGAACACACUAAUGCUUCUGUUUUUCCACUGUGACAUUGAAAAUUGAAAUAAUUAAAUUGCAGUUUUUACCACCAAAAAAGAACUAGUUGGCAAGGAUGAAAAUAUGAUUCCUUACUUGAUUAGUUUUCUUUUCCACAUGUGGAAAUAUUGUGUAUGAUUAGCUAUUCUUAAAUGAAGCCCGUGGGGGGGGGGGGGGGGGGGGGGGCUGAGGGUGAAGUUACCUUUAGAACCUGUAAAAUGUUUAUGUUUAGUUCAAUAUUUUUUUAUUUUUAUAAUUGUAGAUUUGCUAAGCUUGUUGGCACUGGUACUGCUUCUGACAUUGUAUGUGCUACUGCUGUGUACUUGAAAACAUUCUGUAUGGAUUGGGUGAAAAAAUUGACAGCAUUUACACUAUAGGGGACUAUAUUCAACUACUGGUGAACUAAAAAUAUCUAAUAUUUGAGUUGGGAAAAUGUGUAUUUCUGAUUUAGUCUGCUAACAAAAUCUUUUAUUUAUCUUUGCUGAACUUUUUAUAUAAAUCUAUAAAAAAAUGUUUAAAUUAUUUUUGGCUAUGUAAGGAGUGUCCUGGACGAUGUUUGUUCAUCUGAGACAAUAAAAUAAUACAUGAUUUUUAUGGUU
Messenger RNA from Pristis pectinata (smalltooth sawfish), 4292 nucleotides. It is a transcript of the gene plekha1b, whose product is annotated as pleckstrin homology domain containing, family A (phosphoinositide binding specific) member 1b. The coding region runs from base 158 to 1351 and encodes 397 amino acids. NCBI's taxonomy places the organism in Eukaryota, Metazoa, Chordata, Chondrichthyes, Rhinopristiformes, Pristidae. Gene Ontology annotation, cellular component: membrane; cytoplasm. The transcript is spliced from 13 exons. Gene Ontology annotation, molecular function: PDZ domain binding. The record is from RefSeq and is a predicted model, not a curated record.